AUGACGACAAUAACAUCACCAAGAGGGGUGAGAUGGUUCACAGCUCUUCUCGUCGCCACAGGCUGUUUGCUGCCGGCAGCAAAUGCCCAAGGCUACGCAGUCGAUACCCCAGAUAACAUCCGCGCCUCUGCCAAAACCUUAGCAUACGACACUAUGCUGUUCUACAAGGGCAACCAGUCGGGCGAAAUCCCAGGUAUUCUGCCCGGGCCGCCCUCCGACGGCAAGGGCGACUAUUACUGGUGGGAAGGCGGCGCCCUGAUGGGCACCGUGGUCGACUACUGGCACUUGACCGGCGACACCACCUACAACGAUGUUGUCAUCCAGGGCAUUCUUCACCAGGUCGGCGACAGGCGCGACUUCCAGCCCUUGAACUACACGGCCUCGCUCGGAAACGACGACCAAGGGUUCUGGGGCAUGACCGCCAUGCUCGCCGCCGAGAACAAGUUUCCCAAUCCGCCCGAUGACCAACCGCAGUGGCUUGCCCUUGCUCAGGCCGUUUGGGCCACCCAAGCCGCGCCUGAACGCCACGACGACACUUGCAACGGUGGUCUACGGUGGCAGAUCCCUCUCGCCAACAACGGUUACGACUACAAGAAUACCAUUGCCAACGCAAUUUUCUUCAACCUCGGCGCCCGUCUCGCGCGCUACACCCGCAACGAAACCUACGCCACCUGGGCCACCAAGCAAUUCGAGUGGCUCUACAACGUCAACUACAUCGACCACGAGUCGUGGAAAGUCUACGACGGCGGACACGUCGGGCACAACUGCACGGACAUCAACAAGGCGCAGUUCAGCUACAACGCGGCCAUUUUAGCUCAAGGCGCCGCCUUCAUGUACAACUACACGGACGGUGACUCGGACAACGUCUGGAAAACCCGCGUCGAGAAGCUCACCGAGGGUUUGUUGCGAGAUUUCUUCCCCAAGGGAAUCGCCUUCGAACUCCCCUGCGAGACGCGCCACGGCGCCUGCACCCCGGACAUGUUAUCCUUCAAGGGCUACGUGCACCGGUGGAUGGCGACGGUGGCGCAGGUUGCUCCCUUUAUGAAGGACACCAUUCUGCCGGUCCUCAAGACCUCGGCCGAAGCAGCCGCGAAGCAGUGCACCGGCGGAGCCACGGGCAGGGUGUGUGGGUUUUACUGGUCCGAGGGCGCGUUUGUCGAUCCGGCCGUGGACAAGACCACGGGUGCCGGAGAGGCCAUGGAUGUCCUCGCGGCUGUGAGCAGUUUGUUGAUUGAGCAGGCGGAUCCCCCCGCCACCAACCAGACGGGGGGGAUCAGUAAGGGAGAUCCGAAUGCGGGAACGGGAAGUAGGGGCUCGUCGUCGGAGGAGGAGGAGAUGAAGCCGAUUACUACGGCGGAUAAGGCCGGGGCGGCUAUUUGUACCGUGUUGUUAUUGGCGGGCGGGAUUGCCGUUUGGGGUUUUAUGAGUUUGGGGGAUUGA
Sordaria macrospora k-hell is the source of this 1440-nucleotide messenger RNA. RefSeq lists its product as uncharacterized. Lineage: Eukaryota; Fungi; Ascomycota; Sordariomycetes; Sordariales; Sordariaceae. Gene Ontology annotation, biological process: carbohydrate catabolic process; fungal-type cell wall biogenesis. Gene Ontology annotation, molecular function: mannan endo-1,6-alpha-mannosidase activity. The record is from RefSeq and is a predicted model, not a curated record.